AUGGCAUCACCACGCAAAGAAUACCCGGCCAUCAGCCCAACGAGCGCCAAACAUCUCUUCAGCUGCCUUCGCUCUGUCCUCGCCUUGCAUCCCAGCGCCCUGACCACCGACUUCCUCUCCACCCUCAACAUCAGCACCUGCCCAUCAAUAAAGACGCCCAGCUGGCUCCCCCGUCCCAAUACCCAUCCCGACUGCGCUACUCUGGACCUACCGACGAAGACUGCACCAUGGAUUGGCCACGCACCGUACACCGGCCUGGAGUGGGCUUGCCAAUACGACAGAACCGCCGGCUUGCUCGCCGAGAGUGAGACCCCGACCCCGAUCGCAAACGUCGCCCGAGUCCGGCCGAUGCAACCUACAAAUCCUUGGGAGCGUCUGAUCGCUGUCGCCGAGUACUCCAUGAAGGGUUGGGAGAUGGUGAACAUCUUGGAAACCCGGGAAACCCCCGCCUCCAUCGGCUGCAUCGUCGCAGACGACUCCAGGACUCCCGCCGACACAGGGAACACGUCACAGCCCUACAGACAGGGCGAGCUCGCUUGCCUGCUCUCUCUCAUCUGCCGCCAGAUUUCCCAAGAUCACCACAAGACCAAGCAUGCACCAACCGUCAUCUCCUUCUCCACUUCGACUGCCCGGGUCCUCCAAAUCUUCGUCGACUACCCCAUCGACCCAUCCGAAACACCCAAGAUACACAUUAUCCAGCGAUUCGAGACGGACCUCACAAACACAACCACUGAGGCCGGCGACACGAAGGAAGCACGCGAUCUGUGGACCCAACUCGUCUCAUGGCUCUGCUUCAGCGCUCCCAGCGCGCCCAAUGAGCCCUCUCGGACGUUGCCCAAACACAGACGCGACAAGUCCCUGGGUCAUUCCAGCUUGGCAUCCGCCUCGGAGCCUGAGAGAGUCGUUUCCAGCGGCAGCGAACAGUCGACUAACGCCUCGUCGUCGCCUGACCGUUAA
This is a messenger RNA of Colletotrichum chrysophilum, 957 nucleotides long. RefSeq lists its product as uncharacterized. The coding region runs from base 1 to 957 and encodes 318 amino acids. The record is from RefSeq and is a predicted model, not a curated record. NCBI's taxonomy places the organism in Eukaryota, Fungi, Ascomycota, Sordariomycetes, Glomerellales, Glomerellaceae. The transcript has 2 exons.